GUCUCGUGCGAGAGGAAGAAAGAAGGGACGCCUUCACACUCGUCUUCCGCAGCCGCUCCCUUUCUCCGUCCGUGCCAAAGGAAGAAAGAGGGGGAAAGAGGAGGCGCCAUCUCUUCCGUCUUCCCCAGCAGCUCUCUUCUGCCCUCGUCCCCAGCUAAGAAAGAGGGGUAAUAUUGUUUACGCUAUCUCUUCCGUCUUCCGCUGCAGCUCUCUUCUGCCCUUGAACCUAGCUUCCGCAGACCUCUCUCCCCCAACUGCCACUUCGUAAGCGACAAAUCUGCAGAUAGUUUUGGCCUUUUACUCCAUACUUUGAAAGAUUACAUUCUCUGGUUUACCAAAAGGGUCCCUUUGACGGUAUAUGUAGGGGAACAUGGAGAAACCGUCACUGAUUCCUCAAAAAAUUGUGAUACUGGACACAGCCUCUAAAAUAGCCCAAGGGUGGGUGAAGAGCAUGAGUGGAGGAGCAGAUGAGGAUAAACCUUGUGAAGAGGAAAUGAAGGGUCGACCAUCAAGGUUGGGUUUGGGAGCAAAGUUUGUUCCCCACUCAAAAGUAGCAGCAUCCUGUAACCCAGUUGAGCGAAAAUUACAAAGGAAGUUGGAGUCUGAGAAGAAACGAGUUGACGAGUUGGAAGAGUCUAAUGCUGUUGACGAAAGCGAAGAAGAUGACUUAGAUAGCAGAGCAAAUGUGUUUGCCAAGAGGCGGUCGCCAUUUUCAAUGUCCAAUAUGGAAUCUAAGUUGGUGCAUAAGUCAGGCAAGAGGAAGCGGAAAUGACUUGGUUAGUUGAGCUAUUUGCGAAGCUUUAGAUGCCUCAAGUUAGUUGAAGGCCAAUGAUAGUGAAAAACUAACUAGCGGUCUUGCCAUUGGUACGGUUUUGUAUCGUCCCUUGCCCAUGAGAUUGGCAAGAAAGCCAUACAUACAAGGAGGGAUCCGAAACGGCCCUUCUAGAUGGAGUAAUGCGUAUCAGUGAUACAGAUGGCCGGAAAAAUCAGUAGUGCAUAUGAGAUCUUAUUCUUGUGAAAUCAAACAUGUAAUAACUUUAAAAUAAGUGGUAUCUGCAUUUUCUUCUCUA
Messenger RNA from Nymphaea colorata (pocket water lily), 1070 nucleotides. RefSeq lists its product as uncharacterized. The record is from RefSeq and is a predicted model, not a curated record. The transcript is spliced from 4 exons. The coding region runs from base 371 to 772 and encodes 133 amino acids. NCBI's taxonomy places the organism in Eukaryota, Viridiplantae, Streptophyta, Magnoliopsida, Nymphaeales, Nymphaeaceae.